ACCAAAACAAACCACGAAUCUCACACAACGGGAAGGAAGCUAAAUAAACGCACUCGAAUCGAAGCAAAUCUCCCGCACUGGUUACCACGACGACGGAGCAAGAAUCUCACCAUCAGCGUAUCGUGUCCCCGAAUCUCCGAAAUAGUAUAUAGUCACGCGUGUUGUCAUAAAAUUAAUGUGUCGCCAGACAGCUAAAAAACACGGUGCUAUAAUUGGGUCUGAAUCAUCCCGUGCGCAAUCUGUGGUGCUGAGAAUCCAUUCGUUUCCGGGAAGCCGAACGUGGCGUAGCGUCAAGUGGAUUUUUUUUUUCUCUGAAGUGAGGUUUCAAGGGCCAAGAAGAAAGGUCGCUCUGGCUGAUGCAACAGUAUCAUCAGUGGUCCUUCAUCCUUCCAGACAGCAAAAGCAAGCCCCCCGUCAUUCGUUUGCAUUAACAUGUCUAAUCGCAUGCGCAUCACUUACCUACAGCUGGCGGAAGAAAAAAAAAACAUUGUCCCUCCAUUUCACCUGUUGAAUGCUCCUGAUUCCUCUUUUCUUGCUACCAGGCCCCACCACUAGUCAGAAUUAUUAAUUAAUGGGGCGUUUCUUUUUCGUACCACCAUUUCGACGCGCUGAAAGAUAGUUACGUUGCCAGUGCCUGCCUUACAAAAUGAACAUACUUUUGGAAUCGCUGGCAGAGACAACCGGAAGCAUUUGGAACAUGUUCUUCCCACCCUCUUCCGCCUCAUCCGAUUGGCGCCGAACGUUCGACGCGAUAAAAGCCGGUCACGAUGAAGCGUACGUCACGGUCGAACGUGCGAUCAAGCUCGAAGAGCACGAACGUCCCGAUCUGGCACUUCAGGCGUACAAAGAUGGCAUCCGCCGGAUUGACGAAACGCUCGCCCUUCCGGUAGCGGUUCCCAACCUUCAGGUGCAGGGCCCCCAGGCGGACGAAAGCUGGAAGCAGGCGGUCGCGAUGAUACACAAGCUCAAGCGUACCCGCGGCGAAGUGCUGCAACGCAUCGGUCAGCUCGGUGGGAAUGGGGCGGAAGUGGGUGUCGGUGACAGUGGCUCACAGAACGGAAACGAAAGCACCACCACCACCACCACCGGUCAACGUCCCUGGACAUACACGGAGCUGGCGAUGGCACUGCAGGAUAUGUCCGCGGAAGGUUCGGAAGGUGCGGCAGCGGCGACGUGCGGCAUGGAACUGCUGUUCUCGUGCGACGGCGUGCAGGUGUACUACAUCGAACCGGACGGUGUGGUCAGCAGAACGAUGGCCGACUCGACCCUACGAAUCGUGCGCAUAGAGGGUGACGAAGGCAGACAGCUGCAGGCCACAGUGUUUCUGCAGGUGAUCGAAACACGGUCCACCGUACGCAUCGAGAAUGCCGAAGAACCAUGGGAAUUGAUGCAGGAGCAGCAGCCAGCAGCGAACGGCGAGACAGCUUCCUCACCGGUACAGGUGGAAGAACCGUCGGAAGCGAAACCCGCCCAACAGUCGUCGUCCGAUGCGUCCGAACCACCACCACCUGCCGGCUUUCUUAUCUAUCCGCUCAUUCCGGGUGUAUCGCCCUGCUAUCGUACCGAAUACGGUGCGUUCAUACUGCCCGAUCUGGCGGCCGAGCAUGAUGUGGCGGGCCGUGCGAUCGGGUUGGUUGUACCGGUCGGAGCGGAUGAGGUUGUGCUGGAGAUAUUGGUGGCUUUCCUGCACGGGAUCGUCGCACAACCAGCAGGGCCGCGUAUCAGCAAACGGUCCCUGCUGCCCGACUCAACCACCAUCUCCGCUGGCAUCAUCAAGGGUGCGUUCUAUCUGUCCAAGGGCUUGGAGCGUGGUGCCGAACGCACCGGCCAGCUGAUCGCUACCGGCACACCGUACGUCAUCUCGAAACUCGGCCAAAAGCAAACCGCACAGCCAGACGCACCGGAUGCUGCCACCGCUAACAACGUUCAGGUGCCGAAAAACGUCCGCACCGGCAUCGAAAUUGCAAAAACCGUCACCGGUACGGCGGCUGGCGUGACUAGCUAUGUGGCGGGUAAGGUCGGUUCGGCCACGAUGGCACUCGGGCGCUUCCUGGCACCCCACAUACAACGACACGGCAGUGCCCUGCUCUCGUACAGUACGGGCAUGAGCGAACAGGCCGCCUCGGAGCGGAUGCACGGUGCGCUCACGAUCUGUGCCGGUGCCGUCGAAGGGUUCGGCACCGUGUACGAAGGACUGGAACGGUCGGCCUCGAUCCUGGGCAAAAGCUUAAGCACCAGCACGGUGCAGAUUGUGGAGCAUCGGUACGGUACGGAGGCGAGCCGCGUCGUGGGCAGCUCCCUGGACACGGUCGGCAACGUGAUCAAUGUUACGCACAACAUGAACUACAUGACACCGAAGGGACUGGCCAAGCGAACGGCCAAGAAUGCGGGCAAAGCGCUGGUGGCCGGCUACCGGCCAACGGUACCGGAAGUGGAUGGGGAAACGUCGUCCAGCAGUGGACUGGAGCAGCCGCCGCGGGACCAACAGCGCAUCGUACCGGCGGCCGUGCUUUAUCCGGAUCUGGAGGGAUUAGCCAGGGAGGUGCGUCAGAAGGAAGAAGGAAACGCUUAAAGCAGAUGGAGGUGAGAACCUGAUGGGGGGAGGAAGACGAGGUAAACCUUAAAUAGCUAAAUAUCCAGAAAAAAAGUCUGUGGGUUGGUACGGUGGAAUAUCUGUUAUAGUAAGUGUUGUUAAGAAUCUCAUAUACCCAAAGGUGUCAUGAAAAUGUUGAAACUUGGAAUUGCUUUUUUAAUUAUGUUAUGCUUGUAUUAAGGGUGUUUUAUUGUAAGGAUAUUUACCAGGCAAAGUUGUCAUUCAAGAAGAUUAGAUCGAUUUACUUCUCUGCAGGGACCAUAGCAACGGUUGGACGGAAUACUUGCUCUUCCCACAAAUAUUCUCCUCACAGUCUAGUUGGCCAUGAUUCUCCACUUUCAAGAAUCCUCAACCUACUUACAGUGCCUCGGAACACCGGACAGCUUGAAGUGAGUGUGAUCAUGAUUGUCCAGCUCAUCCUAAGCAUCGUCAAGAUCGACGUUCAAAGUGUCCGGAUAUCCGAGCAAGCCACUCAGAUUUCCUACAAUAAUAUUCCUCGACCCAUUAGCGUACAUAGGGCAAAACACUACAGCCAGCACAACGGUGAAAGAGACAAUAGCUUUUAACCGAAUGAAUUUAGUAUAUAUCGGAUGAGAAAAGUCUGAACUGAUGAAAUGAGGUGAAAAUGAUUUUAACAAACCGAUUCAAUAAAUACACAUGUUAUUCCUUUUGUUAAAGGAUCAGGCACAGGA
Anopheles stephensi (Asian malaria mosquito) is the source of this 3285-nucleotide messenger RNA. Its product is annotated as protein spartin. The record is from RefSeq and is a predicted model, not a curated record. Bases 647 to 2572 code for a protein of 641 amino acids. Gene Ontology annotation, biological process: cell division; negative regulation of BMP signaling pathway. The transcript is spliced from 2 exons. Gene Ontology annotation, cellular component: plasma membrane. NCBI's taxonomy places the organism in Eukaryota, Metazoa, Arthropoda, Insecta, Diptera, Culicidae.